AUGGACCAAACGGCGCAACUGCUCGUCGCAGCCAACCAGAUUUAUGCUAGAGCGAACGAGACGAGCAGCGAUGCCGACAAACAAACUCGACCCCCUACUUAUAAGGUCAUUGGUAUCUCCUUAGCCAUUGCUUCUGGCUGCUUUAUCGGAGUAUCAUUUGUGAUGAAGAAGGUCGGGCUACUAAAAGCAAACGAAAAAUACAAUGAAGUCGCUGGCGAGGGUUAUGGCUAUCUUAAAAAUGCAUUUUGGUGGUCUGGUAUGACGCUGAUGAUCAUAGGCGAGAUCUGCAAUUUCGCCGCCUACGCCUUUACCGAUGCCAUUUUGGUUACGUCCUUGGGAGCUUUAUCGGUUGUUAUCACCGCCGUUCUCUCAGCCAUAUUCUUGAAAGAGAGACUCAGUAUGGUCGGCAAAGUUGCCUGCUUUUUGUGUAUAGUUGGAUCCGUUGUCAUCGUUUUGAAUGCUCCGACGGAAUCAUCCGUCGCAAAUAUUCAGGAACUGCAGAAAUUUGUUGUCACGCCGGGCUUUUUGACUUAUGCAGGUGUCAUUAUUGUCGGGGCUACUUUCGUUGCCUUCUGGGUUGGUCCGCGAUAUGGCAAGAAGAACAUGUUUCCGUACAUCUCAGUCUGCAGCUGGAUCGGUGGGCUGAGCGUUGUCGCUACUCAAGGUCUGGGUGCCGCCAUUGUUGCGCAGGCCGGCGGCACUCCCCAGUUUAACCAAUGGUUCUUAUAUGUCGUUCUCGUAUUUGUUAUCGCCACGCUACUGACCGAGAUCAUUUAUCUGAACAAAGCGCUGAAUUUGUUUAAUGCGGCCAUGGUCACCCCGACGUACUAUGUUUAUUUCACGAGCACGACGAUCAUAACUUCAGCUGUUCUUUUUCAGGGGUUCAAGGGCACCGCUACACAAAUUGUUACGGUAGUCAUGGGAUUUCUUACCAUCUGCGCAGGUGUUGUUUUGCUUCAGUUGUCUAAAUCCGCAAAGGACGUACCGGAUUCCGCUGUUUUUGCUGGGGAUCUGGAUCAAAUUCAUACAAUCGCUGAACAAGAGCAACCCGAAACGGAACCCAAAGCUGAUGCUAUUCGUGGAGCCGCCGCCAUUGUACGACGAAUUUCUCAAGCGCGAAUGAGAAUGGAACAAGAAGAAUUCCGGCGACUUCGUGAAGAAAAAGAAAUGGAACGUCUUGCACCAGUUAGUGAAGAUGGACAACAGUUGUACGAAUGGGACGGGUUAAGACGAAGGCGAACAACGAUUACUUCUAGUUUCAGGAGUCGUUCUGUGGCAACUCCGAGUCCCGUCAAUACUCCAGCACACCCGCCCCUAGGCAGGUCGAGAUUCCCGACCGCGGAGGAGCUGGAGGAAGAUCGUAAUCGCCAGAUGUCUCCGAGUAUACUUUCGAGCAUAGCUGGAACGAUUCGAAAUCGAACGAAGAGUGUUUUGCUCCCAGGACAUCCCGAUUUCCCCCAAGGAGAUCACAAUCCUCCUCAUGUUCAAAGUCCAAUGCACCCGCUGCAGCUAACCGAUAUUGCUGUGCCGGGUCAGAAGUAUGGAAACGAAGCCAGUCCGUAUGGAGCUAGCCGAGAUCAUAUAUACGGUCUUCCGGAUGGCCUGCGGAAGACCGAGUAUAGUGGCGCUGCUAGUAUAGCAUCUAGCAGUGCUGGACGACAUAUUCAGUUUAUGGAAACACAAAAGCCAAGUGCUAGUGCGACCUCUCUGGCCCCACCAACACCGCCACCUCACGGAGAGGUUCACUCAGCACGUCGGCAGUUCUCGUUCCAAAAUGUGUUUCGUCGGCAUCAAGCUGACAGUACACAGGAACAAGCGCUACCGCCGUCGAGGAACCCGCCGUCUCACCAUAGGAUGGGGUCACGCGGGUACUUGGACCGUCAAGCUCAAGUGAAGAAUGCGACCGAGGAGGAGAGGCUGGGUCUCGUUAAGGGUGAUUCCCAUACCCAACCAGCACAGCCCCGAUACGACAAUGACGACGACGAUGAAAGCGACGACUAUGUAUAUUCGGACGAUAAAAGAGCGGAGCGGUACGGCCGGGGCAUAACGCAUACUCCGCCCAGGAGGGGAAGUUAUGACAAGGAGACCGAGUACGAAGACUAUGAAUCGAGUCGAGGGGGUUGGAACGGGGGCCGUAAUGGUAGUAGAGAUACGACACCUCAUAGUUCGCCCCCACGGCCGCCAGGACGAAGUCCACCUCGCGGUGGAGAUGGAGCCUUCAUCUAG
Annulohypoxylon maeteangense is the source of this 2226-nucleotide messenger RNA. Its product is annotated as DUF803-domain-containing protein. The transcript is spliced from 2 exons. The coding region runs from base 1 to 2226 and encodes 741 amino acids. Lineage: Eukaryota; Fungi; Ascomycota; Sordariomycetes; Xylariales; Hypoxylaceae. Gene Ontology annotation, biological process: magnesium ion transport. Gene Ontology annotation, cellular component: membrane. Gene Ontology annotation, molecular function: magnesium ion transmembrane transporter activity. The record is from RefSeq and is a predicted model, not a curated record.